AUGAGGACUACGUUUGUUACCGGCGUGCUGUUUGUAUUGUGAUGCUGAGCUGAGGCGCUUCCUGGAAGCCCUGAAGAGCCAUGGGAAGGGACAGGAGCAUCUCCCGACAUUUUCGGAUCUUCAUCCCCAAGAAGCACCGAGAACGCUUUGACGAUGUGGUGUCCCAGAGCCUGAUCGGCCGACUGAAGGGGCGGAGUUUCAGUGACCCCAGCCGUAACCGGCUGCGUCGGAGCCGUAGCGAGGACCACCCGGAGCGCCUGCUGGUUUCCACCAGGGCCAGUUCGGUCCCCCGCACUCACGCCGAGGAGGGCGCGGCACUUCCAGCCCGCGGGCUAAGGAAGACCACCUCACUCAUCGCUGGGCACGCCGGCGCCGCUACCACCAAUCGCAGGACUGUGAGAGUGUGCAAGGGGAACCUGAGUUUUGGCUUCACCCUUAGAGGCCAUGCCCCAGUGUGGAUUGACUCAGUCAUCCCAGGGAGCCCAGCAGAGAAGGCCGGCCUCAAACCUGGGGACCGCAUUUUGUUCUUGAACGGCCUCGAUAUGAGGAGCUGCUCCCAUGAGAAGGUGGUCUCCAUGCUCCAAGGUAGUGGAGCUAUGCCCACCCUGGUGGUGGAGGACGGGCCUCCCACCUUCACCCUAGCCGAGUCAGACCUGGCCGGAGGUGGGGGUUUGGGAGGCAGCAUGUCGGAGUGUGCCCGCUCCCCGGUGCUCAGCUCUCUGCAGUGGGUGGCAGAGAUCCUCCCUGCCAGCAUCCGGGUCCAGGGGAGGACCUUUGGGCAGCAGCUGGAGCACCUGCUCACCAUCCAGGAGAGGUACACCAUUUGCAAGGCCCUGGAGAACUUCUUCCAGCACCGGAACGUUGACACGCUGAUUGUGGAUGUGUUUCCGGUGUUGGACACGCCAGCCAAGCAGGUCAUUUGGCAGUUUGUCUAUCAGCUGCUGACCUACGAGGAGCAGGAGCACUGCCAGAACAAGAUCUCACGCUUUCUGGGCUUCAAGGCUGCAGCAGCUCCUCCUCCAGGGCCAGAGCCUGCACCUGAGCCCCAUCGUCGUAGCAGCUCCAUGAGAGUGACAGGCACCACCUACACCAGGAACAGCGUGAGAGGGCGGAGUUCCGACGACCUGGUCAUAGGCACACACCUGGGAAUGGGGGUCCGUGCAGAGCCCAUGGAGAUGGGCAUGAGGCUGGCACCAGGAGAAAGGCAGUCUGGAGACGGCACCUCUCUUCCCGAGACCCCCAACAACCUCACCAAUCUGUCUGCAGUGUAUGCUGAGCUGGAGAACAUGUACUCAGGGAAGAGGUCCAAGUCCCUGAAGAGCCGUGCUCCUCCGGCCCCCGAGAGCAUUCUAGAACUGGAGUCCCUCUCACUCGUCAACUCGCCAUCCAUGCAUGCCAACACAGGUGGCCGUAAGGUCCCUCCACCCCCCUCCUCUUGGCCAGAGCCCCUCCCCAGCCUCCCUGCCCCAUCUCAGUUCUACCCCCAGGGGCUAACCAGCCAGACCAGCGCUGAGUCCAACCCCUACAUCAGCUUGGACAGCCCUCCUCCUUCACCUCCGGACCCCCCAGACUACCCCGCUAGCCCGCCAAACCCCCGCAGCAGCAAGAGACGGUACACCUUCUCCCACCCCCCUCGCUCUGAGGACACGGACCGCUUCCUCAACGCGCUGAGCGAGCAACUGGGACAGAGGGUGGCCAUCGUCGAUGACUUCCUGUCCCCCGAAAACGACUUCCUGUCCCCCGAAAACGACUAUGAGGAGGUGGGCAUGGACGAUGAAGAGGACGGGGGUUUCCUACCCCCGGAGCUGAGCAGUCCCAGCGAGGCGCACAGCAGCAGCGGAGAGGACGCGUCCUCGCUGACCUACUCCUCGUCCUCCGAGCACAUCCCCCCGCCGCCCUUGACCCCGCCUCCGCCCCCGCCCGUCCAGUUCAACGACCCGCCCCCUCCUCCUCCCCCCCCCGCCGAUGCAGCAGCGGCAUCACUCACCCACUCUCUCUCUGACCCGUCAGAUCACCUGGGGCCCCCGCCCCCUCCACCCUUGCCCCCUCCCUGCUCCCCGCCCCCUUUGCCCCACCCCUCCCCUCAGAGGAUGGACUCCAAUCACAUGAGUGUGAAGAGGCUGCGCUGGGAGCAGGUGGAGAAGUCAGAGGGCACCAUCUGGGGACAGUUAGGUGAGGAUUCAGACUAUGACAAACUGCAUGACAUGGUGAAGUAUCUGGACCUGGAGCUUCACUUUGGGACCCAAAAGAGCCCUAAGCUCGCCCCUCAGCCUGAGUCAUUUAAGAAGAAAGAUGUGGUGGAGAUUCUCUCCUACAAGAAGGCCUACAAUGCCUCUAUCCUGAUUGCCCACCUGAAGCUGUCGCCGGGUGAACUUCGACAGGUUCUGAUGACCAUGUCCACAGAUAGGCUGGAGCCCGCCCACAUCAAGCAGCUGCUGCUGUAUGCCCCAGACGCAGAGGAGGUCAAGCAGUAUGAGCAGUACAGACAGGAACCCAGCAAACUGAGUGAACCAGACCAGUUUGUACUGCAGAUGUUAUCUGUACCAGAGUAUAAAACCCGUCUGCAGAGUCUGCAUUUCAAGUGCUCCCUGCAGGAAAAGACAGAGGAGAUGAGAGGAGGGUACGACUGCAUCUACAAGGCCUCAGUGGAACUCAAGACCAGCAAAAAGCUGGCCAAGAUCCUGGAGUUUGUGCUGGCAAUGGGGAACUACCUUAACAACGGACAGCCCAAGACUGGCAAAACCACCGGCUUCAAGAUCAACUUCCUCACUGAACUCGGUACCACAAAGACGGUGGAUGGGAAGUCAACCUUUCUGCACAUCCUUGUCAAGUCGUUGUGUCACCACUUCCCUGAUGUUUUGGACUUUGCCAAGGACCUCACCAUGGUUCCGCUUGCAGCCAAGGUGAACCAAAAGACCAUCACGUCUGACCUAAACGACCUUCACACCACUAUCCAGGAGAUCAGAUCUGCCUGUCAGAAGAUGCCUGCUACCCCCGAUGACCGCUUUAGUGCCAUUAUGAGUACUUUUCUGGAGAACAGCCACCCGGCAGUCCAGUCUCUGGAGUCACUCCAGCAGAGAGCCAUGGAGGAGUUUGCCAAGACCGCAUCCUUCUUUGGAGAGGACGGCAAAAUCACCAACACAGAGGCCUUCUUUGGCAUCUUCUCUGACUUCAUCAACAAGUUUGAGAGAGCACUGAGUGAGCACCAGACAUCUGAGGGCCUGAAGAGCCCCAGGAGUCCACGAAUGGCCUCUCCACUAGCCUGGUAAUAAGGCUGCACACACACACUCACCCACACACAGGCAUCUUGCUACAUCAUGUUUUUUUUGGAAUGUCUAUCUGCAAUAGAGACUGAGUCUGAGUUAGACUUCUGAGUUAGACUUCAAUAGCUAUCUUUAAACCAAUGGCUGUGAAUAACACUGUUCAGAAUUAGAAUGGUGCAAUUUCCAUUGCAAGGCAAAAAACUAUUGGGUUUGGAAUAAAGUAAUUUGUAAAUAUUAAGCCAAUGAAUGAUGAGGAAAUAGCAGUAGUGUAAGCAUCAACUGAGAAAGUCUUUCAAUGAACAGUACAAAAAAUGACAGUUAAUGCAUUUGUUUUAUUGCUCUGCCUGUCAUUGCAAUAGCCAAAUGUUUUUUGUAAAUAUGGUAUGAGCAAUUUCACAAAAAUAUAAAAGUUAAGAAUCCAUGCAACACCGCAUUAAGGUUACGUUAAUGACCAUUUCUCUACAUAGCAAUACUUGUUGCAAAAACCUUGGACGUGCAUAGGAAUUGCUGUGAAAACGGAUUAAAUUGACCUAAGUGUUUGCGGUAUAGGUUAUUACAAAAGUGUAAGAAGGAAGUACAGGGGAGGAGUGUUGUGGUAAGUGAAUCUCAUAAAGGCGCAGUUGAAGGUUGUGUUACCAAAAACAAUCCACUUAACCCCUGGAUAGCCCCUACUCCCGUAUCAAGUUUUAAUAACUUGUACCACUAAUUUGUAGUUGUAACUACAUAGUAGAACCUUUGUAACUACAAUGUUAUUACUAUACGUACUGAUAUGGAGUUAAUGUAACCUUAAUGUUAAGUGCUGCCCAUAUCUUUAAGAUAGAAAAUAA
Hypomesus transpacificus is the source of this 4090-nucleotide messenger RNA. RefSeq names its product glutamate receptor, ionotropic, delta 2 (Grid2) interacting protein, a (gene grid2ipa). Gene Ontology annotation, molecular function: protein binding. Lineage: Eukaryota; Metazoa; Chordata; Actinopteri; Osmeriformes; Osmeridae. The record is from RefSeq and is a predicted model, not a curated record. The transcript is spliced from 21 exons. The coding region runs from base 81 to 3269 and encodes 1062 amino acids.